Messenger RNA from Adineta steineri, 1392 nucleotides. NCBI's taxonomy places the organism in Eukaryota, Metazoa, Rotifera, Eurotatoria, Adinetida, Adinetidae. The record is from the annotation of a GenBank genome assembly.
AUGGAAAUGUUAUCAACAGGUUAUAAUCGUAUGCGAAGAUCGACAGCUGGAAUUAAUAAACGUUAUGACGAACAAGAUUAUGUACUUGUUUCGUUUCCACAAUUGAACAAACAUAGUAUUGUACCAGCUGUAAGUAUCAAUGUUGAUCCUCUGGAUAAACAAAAUGGUAGUAUUAAAACAUUUGGAUCAAGAAAAAAUUUAAGAAUUAUUAGUAAUGGUCCAAAAGAAAUAUUAAAAGAGCGUGCAUCACGAUACGCUGCAUCAGCUGGUAGCGAAGAAGUUGAUCUUGUUCCUGAUGAACAAGAGAAUAAUGAAAAUCAAAAUGAUAGCGACGAUCGCUAUUCACCAUCCGUUAUGUAUCAAACAAGUAAAGAAAAUAGGAAGCAAGUUACAGCAAGUGAACAAACAAAAUCGCAAAUUGAAAUAAAUUCAUCAAAAGUUUAUGAUCAAACAACAACAGCGAAUGAUGAUUGUUUUGAAAGUACAACUUUUACAACAACAAGAACUCCAUUAAGUGCUCGUGAAUUAAACUUUGAUCGUGUUUAUUCACCAAAAACGGGAACAAAAAGAAAGCAUGAAGAUAAUCUUGAUGAAAGUUCAUUGAGUGGGAGUGACAUAGUAACAGAUGAAGAAAGCGACAAACAUUUGUAUGUUAUGAAAAAAAGUAAUGAACUGCGAUCAUUAUUGAAAAAACCUCGUUAUAAACGAAGAAAAAAGCAAGCUGUUGUACCAGUUAGCAAGGGUGAAGAAUCGUGUAGUGGUUGUAAACAGCUUGAUGAAGUAGUUCAACAAUUAACCAAAAGGGUCAAUAAGUUGGAAAAAAUGAUACCAGUAUUCAAGAAAUUUCGAUCAAAUGCACCAGUUACAUUAACAAAUCAAACAAAUCAAGCUGAAUUUACUAAUGAAACUUAUACAAAAAUCGAAGAAAUCACUGGUGUAAAUCCUAAUCAAAUUAAAGCUACACCAACACGUCCAACAAUGGUAAUGAGAGAGUUGAUAAAAAAAGGUGGUCAUAUUAAUGAUAAAAUAUAUUUAACAAAACAUGAAAACUUAUUUAAAGGUCAGUAUACAACUUUUAAAGUUUUCUACUACAGUUCAUUACAAUUUGUCGUUUUAGAAUUUAUACAAAUGAAAUGUAUGAUUCUUGAUGAUAAUUUAAAGGUUGUGUGGGAUGAGGUUGUUGGUUCACUUUCACGUCAGCACAUCGACGAAGAAAGUAACAAAAAAAAAAAGAUACAUACAGAAUUAUUAUCAACAUCAACAACUUCAUCAUCACAAUUGGCACACAAACCAACGAUCCCCACCGAACAAGGCACAACAACGUCAACGAAUAUUGUUGAAAAAGAAAUAACGACAGCAGUAUCAUCAGAACCAACUCAAUCGUGUGAAUGA